Molecule: messenger RNA, 1913 nt
Organism: Scatophagus argus
Lineage: Eukaryota; Metazoa; Chordata; Actinopteri; Scatophagidae
Gene: ints14
Product: integrator complex subunit 14
Exons: 12
Coding region: 166-1704 (512 amino acids)
Biological process (GO): snRNA 3'-end processing
Cellular component (GO): integrator complex
Source: RefSeq, a predicted model, not a curated record
AGAUAACAAAGGAACCAUGUAUUCCAACGUAUACUGUUUCAACCCGGACGGAAGUAGUGGUGCACAUUACAACACAAACACUGGACAGCGAGUGGGACGUUGAAUGUGGGAGCACGUUGGAGGGUAAUUUAUUUCCAUUGUGUUAUCGCGGAUCGAUAGCAAGCCAUGCCUACUGUGGUCUUAAUGGACGUGUCUCUGUCCAUGACACGGCCAGUGUCGCUGGAUGGCAGCGAGGACUUUCAAAGGAAGAACCUCGCUGUCCACGGACUUAAUAUGUUGUUUGAACACAUGGCCUCAAACUACCGCUUGGAGUUCACAACACUGAUGGCAUUUUCUUCUCUCUGGGAGCUUUUGGUGCCUUUCACCAGAGAUUACAAUGCAUUACAGGAGGCUUUGAGCACCCUUGAAGACUAUGACAAGACCUGUGUUGAGUCAGCUCUUCAAGGGGUUAGUAACGUGGUACAGCAGGAGUGGGGCAGUGCCUGUCCCUGUCAGGUGGUGCUAGUUACUGAUGGAUCUCUGGGUAUUGGAAAGGGUUCUCUACGUCACUCCCUGCAAACACUAAAGCAGCGUGGGGAUGACAAAAAGUUUCCACUUCCUUUCCCUUUCCCUUGCAAGCUCUACAUCAUGUGUGUAGCCAAUGCAGAGGAGCUACAGAUGACAGAUGCCAUGGACAAUUUGGAGGAGCUGCUUCGUCUCAGUGGAGGUGAUGGACAGAUCUUCACUAUGGAGGGACCCCUUUGCAUGAAGAGUGUACAGGCCAUGUUUGGGAGGCUGAUUGAUCUUGCGUACUCUCCUUUCCAUGCUGUCCUGCACUGUGGGAACCUGUCCUCAGAUGUUCAGGUGUUCCCUCGACCCGAGCCUGUUGUGAUUGAUGAAGAGGUGGAGCCCAUACCUCGAGCAGUCAGUACAGAUUUGGAAAUUGUGGGUUUCAUUGAAAUUGCUGAUAUUUCCAGUCCUCCUGUUAUAUCCAGACACUUGGUACUGCCUAUUGCUGUGAACAAAGAGGUGGAUGACGUUGGCACAGGAGCUACAGAUGAGCUUGAGGAGGAACCUUCUGCCAGUCAAAUGGCAGGCAAAAGUCCAAAUUUUUGUGUGCUCUUACAUGGCAGUCUCAAAGUUGAGGGUAUGGUGGCACUGGUCCAGCUGGGGUCAGAGUGGUAUGGCAUGCUGUACUCACAAGCAGACAGCAAGAAGAAAUCAAACCUGAUGAUGUCUGUGUUUGAGCCUGGUCCAGAACCUCUGCCUUGGCUGGGCAAGAUCUCACAUUUGGGACCAAUAUCAGAGGCUGUUGAAAAUCCCUAUGGAGAGGAUGACAGUAAAAGUCCGUUUCCUGUGCAGCCCCAGGUCAAACGAAGCUAUGCCCAAAAUGUUACAGUGUGGAUAAAGGCCAGUGGAUUACAGACUGAUGUGCAGAAGAUCCUGAGGAAUGCAAGGAAACUGCCAGAUAAAACUCAAACCUUCUACAAGGAGCUGAACCGUCUCAGGAAGGCUGCCUUAGCUUUUGGUUUCUGGGAGCUCCUGAAGGGGGUGGCUGACCUUCUGGAGAGAGAGUGCACCCUGCUGCCGGAUUCGGCCCAUCCAGAUGCUGCUUUCCAACUCUCCCAUGCUGCGCAGCAACUCAAACUGGCCAGCACUGGUGACUCCCAGUAUGCUGCUUUUGAUCACAACAUUGCUCCCAUGCACACUGACUUCUCAAGCUGAGCUCCGUCUGAAUUAGUUAAAAUGGACUGAUGUGAAGCAGCUUCAGCCUGUGUGGACCAAGGUGGAGACAGCAGCUGUGUGCGCUGAAUGUUGUUUAAAGAACUCGGAAACCUGACUUACACUUCCUCUUUGACGCUGCCUACACAAGGCAAAACAUACGUAAUAAGGUGUUUGUAAGAUGUUCAUGUAUAUAUAUGUAUAUUUUUUAC